Messenger RNA from Lepidothrix coronata (blue-crowned manakin), 9952 nucleotides. RefSeq names its product protein piccolo. The record is from RefSeq and is a predicted model, not a curated record. The coding region runs from base 328 to 4992 and encodes 1554 amino acids. Lineage: Eukaryota; Metazoa; Chordata; Aves; Passeriformes; Pipridae. Gene Ontology annotation, cellular component: glutamatergic synapse; GABA-ergic synapse; membrane. The transcript is spliced from 21 exons. Gene Ontology annotation, biological process: presynaptic active zone assembly; protein localization to synapse. Gene Ontology annotation, molecular function: protein binding; structural constituent of presynaptic active zone.
UCAGGGCCCGAUUGGACGCUAAGGUUGAAAUCAUAAAGCACAUUUCAGCUCCAGAAAAGACAUAUAAAGGAGACAGAUUCAGAUACUCAAAGUCCCCAAUAUCUGUCAGCUUCAUCUCCUCAGAAAGAUAAAAAACGUCCAACACCAUUAGAGAUAGGAUACUCAUCCCACCUUCGUCCAGACUCCACAUUGCAGGUAGUCCCUUCCCCUCCCAAAUCUCCCAAAGUUCUCUAUUCACCCAUUUCACCUGUUUCACCAAGCAAAGUUAUAGAGUCAGCAUUUGUACCCUAUGAAAAACCCAUCACUGAUGACAUCAGCCCUCAGAAGAUGCUGCAUGCUGACAUUGCCAAGGUUCCUCCAAGCCCAAAGGCAGCAAAGAUGAUGCAACGCUCUAUGUCUGAUCCUAAGCCCCUGAGUCCCACAGCAGAAGACAGUUCCAGAGCUCAGUUUCAGUACACUGAGGGUUUUAUGUCAAAAGGUCUUUCAAGCAUAACUCCAUCAGGCACUCAGAAGAAGGUGAAGAGGACUCUACCCAACCCACCUCCGGAGGAAGCAACAGCAGGAACUCAGUCCCCAUAUACUUCUGUGGGAUCAGUUUCACGGAGAAGGAUUUGUAGGACCACCACUAUGGCCAGAGCCAAAAUUCUUCAGGAUAUAGACAGGGAAUUGGAUCUGGUCGAACGUGAAUCAGCCAAGCUUAGGAAGAAGCAAGCAGAGCUAGAUGAGGAGGAAAAAGAAAUAGAUGCCAAGCUGAGAUACUUGGAAAUGGGCAUUAAUAGGAGGAAAGAAGCCCUACUAAAAGAAAGAGAAAAGAGAGAGCGUGCCUAUCUCCAAGGAGUAGCAGAAGAACGUGAUUAUAUGUCAGACAGUGAAGUUAAUAAUACCAGGUCAACCAGAAUAGAAACUCAGCAUGGCUUGGAAAGACCACGUACUGCACCCCAGACAGAAUUUAACCAGUUUAUGCCACCGCAAACCCAGCCAGAAACACAGUUUGCCCCUGCUACAAGCCCAUAUGCUCAAUAUCAGUAUUCAUCUCCUGCCCUGCCAACUCAAGCACCAACUCAGUUCACACAACAAUCACAUUACCAACAACAACAGCCUUUGUAUCACCAGCAGGUUUCACCCUAUCAGACCCAGACAGCUUUCCAAACAGGAGCUACUAUGUCCUAUACUGCACAGGCUCAACCUCCACCAUCUCAACAACCAUCAUACCAACUCUCAUCACAGAUGAUGGUGAUACAGCCAAAGCAAAGACAGACCACAUUAUAUUUGGAGCCUAAGAUAACAACAAACUAUGAUGUAAUUCGCAAUCAGCCUCUCAUGAUAGCUCCAGUUUCAACUGACAGUAGUUAUGCAGUUUCCCAGCUGGGCAGUAAAUACUCUACCUUGGACUUAAGGAUAGGACUAGAUGAGAGAAACAGCAUAGCAAGCAGCCCUAUCUCAAGCAUAUCUGCAGAUUCAUUCUAUGCAGAUAUAGAUCACCACCAUACACCCCGAAAUUAUGUGCUGAUCGAUGAUAUAGGAGAACUUACUAAAGGAACAGGAGCACUCGGUUCCAGUUUUAGCCUCCAUGAGAAAGAUCUGACCAAAACAGAUCGACUGCUUCGCACAACUGAAGCCAGGAGAGCACAAGAGGUGUCAGACUUCCUAGCACCACUGCACACUUCCUCUAGGUUACAUUCCUAUGUUAAAGCUGAUGAAGACCCAAUGGAGGACCCCUAUGAGCUCAAACUUCUGAAACACCAGAUAAAGCAAGAGUUCCGUAGAGGUGCAGAAAGUCUUGAUCAUCUGGCUGGCCUGUCACAGUAUUACCACGGAGAGGGCAGCUACAGGCAUUUUCCAAAAUCUGAGAAAUACAGCAUAGGUAGGCUUACUCUUGAGAAGCAGGCUGCCAAGCAGCUCCCAGCAGCCCUCCUUUACCAGAAGCAGUCAAAACACAAGAAAGCUUUGAUAGACCCCAAACUAACAAAGUUUUCACCUAUCCAAGAAAGCAGAGACCUUGAGCCUGACUAUUCAAGUUACAUGACUUCUAGCACUUCAACACUUGGGGGAAUUACUACUAGGGCAAGGCUUCUUCAGGAUGAUAUUACUUAUGGCCUUAGAAAAAACAUCAGUGACCAACAGAAAUACAUGGGGCCACCACUGACGUCAUCCAUUGGAGCAGGCCUUGGGACUGCACUAGGUCCAACAAUGAGAUCCACACUACAAGAUGAAGCAGACAAGUCUUAUAGCAGUGGUAGUAGAUCUAGGCCCUCAUCUAGACCCUCCUCAGUGUAUGGGCUCGAUCUGUCAUUGAAAAGGGAUUCUUCCAGUUCUUCUUUAAGACUGAAAGCCCAAGAAGCUGAACCCUUAGAUGUUUCCUUUAGCCAUGCAGCACCUUCUGGAAGAACUAAACCCACCAGUCUACCUAUUAGCCAAAGCAGGGGAAGGAUCCCGAUAGUAGCACAGAACUCAGAGGAGGAGAGCCCACUAAGUCCUGUUGGACAGCCAAUGGGAAUGGCAAGAGCAGCAGCUGGACCCUUGCCACCAAUAUCUGCAGAUACCAGGGACCAGUUUGGAUCGAGCCAUUCAUUACCUGAGGUCCAGCAGCAUAUGAGGGAGGAGUCACGGACUCGAGGCUAUGAUCGAGAUAUAGCCUUCAUCAUGGAUGACUUCCAGCAUGCCAUGUCAGACAGUGAAGCCUACCAUCUCCGUCGUGAAGAAACAGAUUGGUUUGACAAGCCCAGAGAGUCUCGUUUGGAGAAUGGACACAUCCUCGACAGAAGGCUGCCAGAGAAGUUGGCCCACUCUCGACCACUAAGUCAACACCAAGACCAAGUAAGCUGUCAAAUAAAUGGGAAGCCCCUGCAGUACAUUUUCCCUCAUACAAGGCUCAAACUACUGAGAGACCCAAAGGAUCACACAGUUUCAGGCAAUGGACUGGGAAUCCGAGUUGUAGGUGGGAAAGAAAUUCCAGGGAGCAGUGGGGAAAUUGGAGCUUACAUUGCCAAGAUCUUGCCUGGGGGCAAUGCAGAGCAGACGGGGAAGUUAAUAGAAGGAAUGCAGGUGCUGGAAUGGAAUGGCAUCCCCUUGACUGGGAAGACUUAUGAAGAAGUCCAGAGCAUUAUUAUUCAACAGAGUGGGGAAGCAGAAAUAUGUGUAAGACUGGACCUGAACAUGCUCUCGGAUUCUGAGAACCCCCAGCACCUGGAGCUGCAUGAGCCAGUAAGGGCAGUAGAUAAAGCGAAGUCCCCGGGGGUUGAUCCCAAGCAGCUGGCUGCAGAGCUCCAAAAGGUUUCUCUACAGCAGUCGCCUCUGGUUGCUUCCUCGGGAGUGGAAAAGGGUUCUCAUGUCCACUCUGGAACCACUUCUGCCACCUCCAGUGCUGUUCCUAGCCCUGGUCAGCCUGGCUCUCCCUCAGUGAGCAAAAAGCGCCACAGCAGCAAGCCCACAGAAACUACAAAGUCUGCUUCCCACCCGAUCACUGGAGAAAUUCAGCUUCAAAUCAACUAUGACAAGCACCUUGGCAACCUUAUCAUCCACAUCCUUCAGGCGAGAAACCUUGCUCCAAGAGACAACAAUGGCUAUUCGGACCCCUUUGUUAAAGUUUAUCUUCUUCCAGGGAGAGGACAAGUCAUGGUUGUCCAAAAUGCAAGUGCUGAGUACAAGCGGAGAACUAAGUACGUUCAGAAAAGCCUGAAUCCUGAGUGGAAUCAGACGGUCAUUUAUAAAAAUAUCUCCACCGAGCAGCUGAAAAAGAAAACACUGGAAGUGACUGUCUGGGAUUAUGAUAGAUUCUCCUCAAAUGACUUCCUCGGUGAAGUGUUAAUCGAGUUAUCCAGUGUUUCUCAGCUUGACAACACUCCCCGGUGGUAUCCUCUUAAAGAACAGAGUGAAAACAUUGAUCAUGGGAAAUCUCAUUCUGGACAGAGUAGCCAGCAAUCUCCAAAACCAUCUGUCAUCAAGAGCAGAAGUCAUGGAAUCUUCCCGGACCCCUCCAAGGACAUGCAGGUGCCCACCAUUGAGAAAUCCCACAGCAGCCCAGGGAGCUCCAAAUCUUCCUCUGAAGGACAUCUCCGCUCUCACGGUCCAUCUCGCAGCCAAAGCAAAACCAGCGUCACUCAAACUCACCUUGAAGACGCUGGGGCAGCCAUCGCCGCUGCCGAAGCAGCUGUCCAGCAGCUCCGCCUUCAACCAACAGCACAUAAAAGCGGUCAGUCUAAUCAUGCCAGGAAGCAGCACAGACACAGCAUAGCAGGAGUCCUCCCUAUUCAAAGAACUCAGUCUGACAAUCUGCCUCCACCAGCCAAUGACAACAAAGACCAAAGCCAACUAGCCCUCAGGAAAGUGAUGUCUGAUGGACCACUCAAGCCUGAAGGAGCAAGGUCUACUAAUCAUCGACCUGCAGAAAGUUCUGUCUCCACUGGCUCAUCAGCCAGCAGUUUUGGCAGUGGAUACAGCAUGGAUAGCGAAGGCAGCAGCAGUGCCACAGGAGAGAAUAAUCUAUUUCCCAUCCCGAGAAUAGGGAAGAUGAGCCAGAACGGACAAGAACCAGUAAAGCAGUCGGGAGUAGGAUUAUCCGAUUCAGAAGGUAAAACACAGGUUAUGGGUGAAAUCAAGAUUGCAUUAAAGAAGGAAAUGAAGACAGACGGAGAACAGCUGAUAGUAGAAAUCCUUCAGUGCAGAAAUAUCACAUACAAAUUUAAAUCUCCAGAUCAUCUACCAGACCUGUAUGUGAAGCUGUACGUUGUCAAUAUCUCUACCCAAAAGAGAGUAAUUAAGAAGAAAACCAGGGUAUGCAGGCAUGACCGAGAGCCUUCGUUCAACGAAACAUUUAGAUUUAGCUUGAGUCCUGCUGGGCAUUCUCUUCAGAUUCUGCUUGUCUCCAAUGGAGGGAAGUUUAUGAAAAAGACACUGAUUGGGGAAGCUUAUAUCUGGCUUGACAAAGUGGAUCUAAGGAAAAGAAUAGUAAACUGGCACAAACUGUUGGUCAGCUCCACACAAACACACUGAGCAGAGCUGUCUGCUUAGGGCACAAAACCUGCAGAGUCUGCUCUAAACAGCAUCACUCCAAGACUAUAGUUUGAUAUCACUGUAUUUAGCUAGUCUUUCAGAAUACAAAGUAGAAAAGAGCAGUCUCUGGGCUACACAGCACACUUAAAUGAGGGCUAGUACGCUUGUUUUUGCUGCAAAAGACAGCAAAAGGAAAAGAAAACCUGGGCCCAGAAGUUAAAGUGAGGCUGUUUGAAAUGAAGACUGAUACGAGGGCUCCGUGUUGUUGGACUCUUUGUGAAGAGAGUAACUGUGAAGGAAAUGCUGAAGGCUGGAGGCAGGUGUUAACGUGGAGUUCGGCUGCAGCUGGAGGCAGUGUGAUGGAAAGUGCAGUCUGGUUUUCUGUACAACCAGGAGGAGAUCAUUUUAUGCAAAAGCACCUAGGGUGACUGACUUUCCAAAUCUCACUUAUCAAAAGUGCAAAACUUGCUCCUCUGCACCUUAGGAUUUCUGAUAAUUUGCUAUAGUGAGAUUAUGCCACUUGAGACAAACUGCAAGGCGUUUGCAAGAGUGGUAAUGUUUUUUUACAUUACUUUUUUUCUUCUUUUUCUUUCAGAAACUAUGCUGUGAAGAAUCAGAUCUGAUUGUUUUAUUUGUUUCUGUGUCUUAACAAUGGAUAUAAACCACUCUCUAGAAUGUUAUGAAUUAAACUAUAUUAACGGUCUACAAUUUGGGAUGUGAUUUUAAAGAGAAGGAACAGGAUAUACCACACUACAUCAGAAAGAAAAAAUGCUGUUUUAAUGUCAGUGACACUGUAAUUCACCCCAACCUUUGCAUCAGGAGGUCUAAAACAGUUUGAAUUGAAGAAACUUAAGCACUGGGACUAACAAAAUUAUUUCAACUAGUCCAUUUUUCAGCAACCAGGCUUUUUCUGAAAUUGUAUGCAGAUGAUGAAUUCUAGGAUAUUUAGUGGGCACUUUGGAGCAGUAGACCCACUGUGACAACACCAACCCACUCAAUGCAGGGCUCUGUAUCAACACUAGUGACACUCUAGAAAGAGGAAGGGACAGCAGGGCAGUUCCUGACUGGAUGCUGUUACAUUAGAGAAGAUGAAGAAUAUCUGCUUGUUAUCUCAGGUGAAUGUCUGAGUAUAAUCCACUCAAAAGCAUGGCUUCUCAGGAAAGAAGCAAAUAGGAAGGUAACUUGCAAGAUUUAAGGCUGUGUCAGCACGUUGCUGCUUAAAGUCCCACUUUCAGGAAUUUGAAGCUGAGUGGUUAGCUCCCUUGGGAAGAAACUACUGGCUAGCAUGGCUUAGCCUGAUUGUUGUGUUUUCCCUUGUACAAUAUUUGAAGAGGGGAGAGCUUUUUCUCUCAUUUCCAAACGUAUUGCAGUUUCAUUAAAACCCAAGAAUCAAUAUGGUACCGUCGUGGUUAAUUCCCAUGUUACUUAGAAGUCAUUUAAUAUUUCACAGCUUCAUUAAAAAGUUUCCCUGGAAAUACGAUCACAUGACCUUUGCAUACUUAGAAAGAAAAUUACCAAAUUUCUGCAUGUCUGACAUUUAUUUUUCUUUCCCAAUAAGGACCUUUAGCAAAUCAUUUAAUGUGCAUUAUCUUAUAUUUCUUGAAUAUAUGUAGUACACUUCCACAGGUUAUGCAAGAUCAGCUGAAAAUAUUCUUCUGGAAAAUAUUAUAUGCUUUAAAAAAAAAUAAAAAAAAGAAAAAAUAAGGCUUAGAUUAUUCAGCAACUGGAUUGACCAUGGAAAAGCUACACCAUUUAAUUUGGUGACACUUCCCCCAUAUAGUUUUUAGUUUAUCUUUUAUCAAUUUAAAAUAACAGCAUGGCACAGGAAUAUGAGAAGAAACACGCAGAAGAUAUUAAUGCUACACACACCAAGGAAACUCCUGUUAUUGAUAACCUGCUGGUCACUUGCUUAACUUGCAAGCAGAGCAAUCUUUCCAAAAUCUUAUUAGCUAUCUCAAAAACACAACAUCACUGACAGUGGAAGUAGAAUGUGUGCUUUAAUGUUGAAUUUUAUGCUUUCACCAGUGUAUGUAUACCCUACCUCUCACAUAUUUUAAAAACAGUCUGCUGGAGUUAUUGUAAAAAUUCUAUAUGUUUUGAUGUUGUGUAUGUUUUUAUAAGACAAUACUUCAAAGAAAAAAUCCCCAGUUGAACUAAAAGAUCCUAUAUAUGACAUAUGUGUUGCUCUUUUGGUGGAUUACCUUGCAUUCCUGAUGGCUAUACUGUGUUUUUCCUUUGAAAAAAGACCAACACCACUCCCCCCAAAAAAAAAUCCUAGGUGAAAUGCAAGCCCUGAGGUGUGCAAUUUUGUGCAAACUGCUGGUAAUUUUGUUCUUGCUAAGAUUUGUUAUAAAGGCAGCAAGUAGCACUGGUAGUUGCUAUGGAGAUUUCCAACUGGAACAAGCAGUAUCUGGCUGCCUUAGUGGAAGCCUGUAAUCAUCACUCUUAAUUGAGAAAGUGGACAGGGGUGUUUUGCUCUCACACACAUACAAAUGUGGCCAAUAUUUUUAUUGAAUAGUUUUGUUGGGUGGUAUAGCUGCAGCUGUAAGGAACAGCUACCUCUGAGGUUGAUCAGCUGUCUGCAACUGGUUUAAUUCAAGCAUCUUUGAUUCUCUGAACAAUACACAAAAAUGUUUCUGCAUGUUGAAAUAGCAGUUUUGGACUCCUGUCAUGAAACACAAAGAGUAGGGUUUGUGAGGAACGUGGCACUGCCUUGGCCAGCUGCAGCAAGGACGGGGCUCCCUCGGUGUCACCCAGGGUGGGCUUGUGUCAGACCUGGGCCCACGCACUCGCUCUUUCCGAGGCAGCGUCAUUCAGAGGUCACAAAAUGCUACCAAAGUGUGCCAAGUUCCUUUUUUUGACCAAAUUUCUAGGUUGUACUGAAAUCACUCUAUGCAACACAGAUUCAUGUUUGAAUGCAUAGUUGACUUUUUUGUUGUUUGUUUGUUUUAUGAAUGAAGUCAGGAAAAACUCUUGUGACAAUGUUUUUUAAAAAAUAAUCAAACAAGGAUUAUUAGUAUUUUUUUACCUUUUUUGUAUAUAUCUCAGUAUAAUUUUUUUGGUUUUUUUCUCAUUAAUUUUUGUUUGUUUUAUCUGGCCAAAAGUGCUUAGAUGUGGCAACAGCUUUUAUCAUUUCUGAGUGAUUGAUUAUUAAUGAUUUCACACAUUUCUAUGAUUGCUUUGAAGAUUUCUAUGAUUGCUUUGAAGAUACAUAUUGCAGGGAGGCAACAGCAGAGGCAUUUUAACUUUUUUAAUUCAUAAAUCUGCUGAGACAACAGAAAUUGAAGCUGCUUCUUUGUUCAAGGCCUUGCAUAGUGGGAACAAGCUGAAAAAUGAGCAAAAGCACAGUGUGUGUGUGUUUACAAGUCAUAGGGAUUUAUAAUGUUAUCAUAAUUAGUAAUAUGCAUACAAUGAGCAGCAAACAGCCACUUUUUUUUUCCAGGUUAAAACUAGACAUGAGAGUUUCUAUGAUGAAUGUUGAGCUAGUUCUUUAUCAUUACACUUUAAAGGGAUAGUAUCCAGAGGCAAUGAGUGCUGCUUCUUUAUUAUUACCCAUGUUUUAACAUUACAUGGAUCCUGUGUGGAAGAAACAAAAACCAGUUGAAGUCAAUAACAAUCAAUCUAUUGACUUGAACUGGUUUUAAAUUGAAACCUAGGAAAUAUUUGAGUUAUUUUUCUGGAUGCUGGGUGUUUGCAUGGUUAGGUUGUGGGAUAUGGUAGCUGGUAACCAGCUGAUAUUGAUUCUUACUUUGAGGAUGAUGAUGAAGAAAAAGAAGACAUCUAUUAUAUUGUAAGCUAGCAUUUGCCCAAUAGAGAUUAUUUAAUUAGGAUUUAGUUUCAUGGAGAUAUCAUAAAGAUGUUAAUAGUAUUUUUUUAAAUUAUUAUUUGAAUCAUAACUGACACUAUUUUUAACUAGUUUAUUUUCAUUGCUACAAUGUUGAAUGUCCCAGAUUCAUUAUUUGAGUAUAUAUCUAGAUAUGUACAUACCUAUGUGAAUAGCAGAGAAAAUUUGUGUGAGUGUAACUUAUAAAGGUAAUGAAACAGAGAGGAAUUUUAGCAUAAGUAUCCACCUACAUUAUAUUUAAACUUUAUUCCUAUAUGCCUUGUGAAUUUUCAGUACACCUGGCAUGUAGGAUGAAUUGCUCUUUAUGAAUACAUGUUGCCUUUAGAAGGAAAAUAGAAAGAAUAAGUGAGACCGGAUACUCUCUCUUUAAAUCACAAGAAGCAUUUUAAUGUUUUCUAUAUGUUCUGUUUUAUUAUUUUGAAAAAAUUAAUAAGCAGAUAUAUUGAGCUCAAAAGUUAUAAUAUAUAUAGGUAUCCAUAACUCAAAAUAGAUUAUUUGAGCAAGAGCUGUUUUCUUAAUUUGUUACCCUGUAAAUACUUAUGCAUUUUUUGUAAACCAGACUGAGUUUAAGUUAUUAACUCCAUCUGACAUCCAAGCAUGUAAGUGUGUCCUUAUUUGAUUGUAUCUUAUAGAUGUUCAGUGACGUGCUCAGGUGCUCAAUGAUGGCUGACUAGCGUGUGUGCUGUCAUGCUACAGACAACAUGUACAGCACGCACAGUGUUUAAAAAAAUCCAAAAAACACCAAAAAAACCUGCAAAAAACAACAAAAAAAAAAGAUUAGUCCUUGAAGAAAUGUAAUGUUUCCUCAGUGAAUGUUGCAUGCAUAGAUGGUGGUUUGUUGAUAUUCAUUUUGGUUUGAAUUUCUUUUAAUUUUUAUUUUGCUUUCAGAAUCAUCAGGAAAAAAAAAUACAGACUUGUUCUAAAAGCUGUAAAAACUGAAACAAAAGCAGUAUGAGAAUUGUAUAAAAAUGCUUGUAAAUCUGUCCCAGUUUUCACUUUAUGUAUAAAUCCAUGCCAUGGUUUUGUGAUUGUAUACAGGAUGUAUCUUGAGAACUUAUGCAAAUUGUGCUCUAUAAAGGCUGUUAUCCCAGUCUGACAAAUAAAUAUUUAAAAUAU